CUGGGAGGUAUAAAAAUGGUGGUUUGAGAAAAAAAGAGAGUAAUUUCGUAUUUCCUUUCAUCGUUUCACAAGGCGGAGACGAAGAAGCUCGAAGUGCCUUUCUCUCUCUGUAAAUUAAUUUUCGUGGUGAGCAUCUGGUGCAUUUUUGUAGCUGUUGAAGGAGAAAGCGUCGGAGCUCGAUUUUGUUCAGAGAAUCGUGGAAUUGUUUUUGUACUCUGAUUGGAUUUCUGAUACGAAUUUUUUGACUCCAGAGGUAGUGCUGGAGAUAUAGGAUUAUUAUCCUGGUUCAGAAGAUCUGAAUUGGAAGCUGUGAUUUAUUGUUCUUUCAUCGUCAAUCGGGACGUGCGUGGCGGAAUUACUGUGUUUAGACAUAUAUUUUCAGCAAAUAUGAUUCUCUGUUCACCGCUUCUGAGACGAUGAUAUGAAUGCUUUGCUUCGAAAUCCAGAUUUCGUUAGAUUUGGAUGGUUCUGUUCUGUUAGCUGAUUUAUCUAAUUUCUGGAAGCAGAAGGAAAAUCUGGAUUGUAUGAGGAAGAACAGAGUACAGUGAACAGAAUUGAAGUUCGCCGGUGCACGAAGCAGCGAGAUGGAGAGGAAGAAUUCCCACGCGACCAAUAGAGAUGAAUUGCAGUACAGAUCAUUGUCCAGGUCAGCUGCUACGACGUCGUCGGACUUCGUUUUACAGUGGGGGAACCGGAAAAGGUUACGCUGUAUGAAGGUCCACGUUAAGGGCGCUACUACUAACGACCCGGCCGGUUCGGAUCCGUCAAAGCGGGUGAACCGGCGGGUAGUUAGGUCGGAUCUUCUCAAUAAUAACAAUAACAGCACUACAAAGAAUCCGAUCCCAAAUCCACCCACCUUUACCAAUGGCAAUCUGAACCUCCGCCACCGCCCCACCUCUCCGCCUCAUCGAAUUCUCAGAAAUUCAGAGAGAGAAAUUGGUAUGCGAGGGAAUAGCAAUGGUGUGAAGGGGUUGGCCUCUCCGGAUAGAGGUGAAAGAAAAGGUGCAUCUACUAGCAAUAAUGGUCAUAACCACCGCCACCACCAUAAUAACAAGGCCAAUAAUAGCAAUCACAAUCAUGAAAACAACCACCAUAGCGGCGGCGGCGGUGGUGGUUCUGGGUCAUCGGAGAACGCCCAUGAUAUAAAAAAGGGUGACGGGGAUGCUGCGGUGUGGCCCAAGUUUGUGAUCGGCUUGACCAACAAGGAGAAGGAGGAGGAUUUCAUGGCGCUUAAAGGAUCCAAGCUUCCUCAACGGCCUAAGAAGCGAGCUAAAUUGAUUCAGCGCACACUCAAUCUUGUGAGUCCGGGUACGUGGCUAUGCGAUUUGACCUUCGAACGAUAUGAGGUCCGUGAGAAGAAGGUUUCCAAGAAGAGACCAAGAGGGUUAAGAGCUAUGGGAAACAUGAUCGAAUCAGACUCCGAGUAGGAGUGUUAGGAAAUAGGAACAACGCAUGGACAGUGUAUGUAGAUUAGUUUAAAUUAAAUUGAAGAAAAAGAACUAGUAAAAAAAUCAAUGCAAGUUGUGAAAUAAUUUCUUGUUUA
This is a messenger RNA of Salvia splendens (bonfire salvia), 1543 nucleotides long. RefSeq lists its product as uncharacterized. The record is from RefSeq and is a predicted model, not a curated record. NCBI's taxonomy places the organism in Eukaryota, Viridiplantae, Streptophyta, Magnoliopsida, Lamiales, Lamiaceae. The transcript has 8 exons. Bases 585 to 1427 code for a protein of 280 amino acids.